This is a messenger RNA of Pelmatolapia mariae (spotted tilapia), 1800 nucleotides long. It is a transcript of the gene lypla2, whose product is annotated as lysophospholipase 2. Bases 82 to 774 code for a protein of 230 amino acids. Gene Ontology annotation, biological process: protein depalmitoylation. Gene Ontology annotation, cellular component: cytoplasm. The transcript is spliced from 10 exons. The record is from RefSeq and is a predicted model, not a curated record. Gene Ontology annotation, molecular function: carboxylic ester hydrolase activity; palmitoyl-(protein) hydrolase activity. Lineage: Eukaryota; Metazoa; Chordata; Actinopteri; Cichliformes; Cichlidae.
CGCCCCUUGCUUGUGAGCGGCCAGUAGCGGAAGUUCCGCUCCGUCGUGAACUGGGACAGCAAAGCGCACCUCUUACAGUGUAUGUGUGGCAACAACAUGUCUGUGCCGCUGCUCGCCGAGGCUGUGACGGUGUCUGGGGUGGAGAAGGAGACCGCGGCGGUGAUCUUCCUUCAUGGUUUGGGAGACUCAGGGCAUGGGUGGGCGGAUACUUUGACGGGGAUCCGGCUGCCUCACGUCAAGUUUAUCUGCCCCCACGCGCCCCCUAUUCCCGUUACACUCAACAUGAAGUCGAUGAUGCCCGCGUGGUUUGACCUCAUGGGUCUCAGCCCCGACUCUCCAGAGGACGAAUCUGGAAUCAAGAAGGCAGCAGAAAACAUCAAGGCCAUAAUCGAGCACGAGGCCAGAAAUGGGAUCCCUCCAAACCGUAUAAUACUUGGCGGUUUCUCUCAGGGUGGGGCCUUGUCCUUGUAUACCGCCUUGACCUGCCAGCACCAGUUGGCUGGUGUUGUGGCCCUCAGCUGCUGGCUUCCACUUCACAGGAGUUUCCCAUCGGCGUCAAGUGGCAAUAAGAACCUCCCAAUCCUGCAGUGCCACGGUGAGAUGGACGCCAUGAUUCCUGUGCAGUUUGGUGCCAUGACGGCAGAAAAACUCAAAUCCAUAGUCAACCCUCAAAUGAUUACCUUUAAAACCUUCCCAGGGCUCCCUCACAGCUCCUGUCCUCAGGAGAUGGCAGCUGUAAAGGAAUUUAUCGAGAAGCUUUUGCCCCGGAUCUGACCUCACCUCAUCCCCACUGUGACCCCCUUUGAGACACUGACCUUUCACCCCUGUUCUGCCAUUCUCCCACAGGAAACAGCCAUGAGCACCCCCUCCCACACACAUCCACGAGACAGCAAACACACGAACACGCACAUAUUUAGUAACGAUGAUAAGGAUGAUUUGACCCACACUGCUAAACCAACCAAAUGCUUCUCCUGCGGUCCAGCAACACUCAUACUGUUAACAGAUUUGUCAAACACAAUGAUUUGAAGUGCUUGCAUUCACACGUCUUAGCCUUCGGAGGGAGAAACACUGAAAACUCAAACAUUAAAUUCCUGUUUGGCUCCCGUUUUACAACUUCUGUCUGUUGCCUCAUUCCCAUUUCCCCUCAUUUUUACAUUAUUUAGCUUCUCACUCAUUGCUACACUUUCCCUUCUGGCAUUGCUGUGUGACUUUGUAAAUCAAGAAAAUCAAGAUUAACACAGAGCAAAUAAGCAGGUUAACACUCGCCUGCAACUCCUCAAACACACCGCUGUUUAAAGGUGCAGUCAGACCAGAUUAUGCGCCCUAAUUUUUUUUUUCUGCAGUUUGACGUGCCUUCUUAGCUUCACAGGUGGAGUCACGUGAAACUUUGAUAUGUGAUCGCUCUCAAGGUGCAUGAGUUUGAGGGGAAAAAAAGGUGGAUUUGGCUUCUUAUUCAUUCUUGCUUUAUGACUACAGCCUAAAAGUUGGGUGCAUGAACAUAAGCAGUAGAAACACAAAUAAAAUGCUGCAUAAUCUACAAGCUUGUAGAGGCCUGCCAUGUAAUUGCCCCAUUUGUUUAUGCUUGCAAUCCUACCCGCCCUGUCUCCUGAACCCUUCUGUUAUCUGGUCUGACUGCAGCUUCACUCCAGUGUUGGGUACCCAACAGAGUUUGACUCGGGGAUAGUGAGCGCCAACCCAUCCAAUCAUGACUGCGGCCUGUCCAGGUCUUGCAUCGUUAACAGCAAUGGCUCUUUUUACUGAAUCUUGCACACAAGGCUGCCAUGCUGCUUCUUUUUUUUU